UUGUUUAGGGUUCAGGGUUUGAUCAUAUUUAGGUAUACGGAAUUCUUGAAGCCAACCGACACCAGUCAGAUUUUUAACAAGGUACCUUCUUCUGCAUCAUCGUGUGACGCCUUUGUCGUACUGUUCAGUUCUCGGCGACUGAUCUCCGAGGAGAAGCAGGACACCUCGGCGUUUUAUUCGGUCAGCCGGUACUUUCCGCCUUACCUCGGCAUGAUUGACGCUUUCGCUGUUUAA
Soboliphyme baturini is the source of this 234-nucleotide messenger RNA. The record is from the annotation of a GenBank genome assembly. NCBI's taxonomy places the organism in Eukaryota, Metazoa, Nematoda, Enoplea, Dioctophymatida, Soboliphymatidae.